AGCCGAGUCGAUGCUGAUUGGUUACGAGCAGCGCACUGGGUCCUCGGUACGGGAUGAUAAUGCUGGUGGCGUUUUCGGGGUCGUGGGUGAGUGCUCCAGAGUGAGGUGUCGGCUGGCAACCGAGGAGCGGACCCGGCUCCAGGGUUUGCUCGUCUUCGUGGAUUUCUACAGGAUUCUCUUGUUUCCUCCCACAGUCCAAACAUGCGCAGAUUUGCUAUUCCUGUUUCCAUCUUUGACCUGACACAGUGGCCGUGACUUGACUGUUGUUUGAUCCUGACUGCUCCUCCAAGAACGUUUUUCCUCUCAGUGCAGCUAGCCUUUACAUACAGUUGUUUUCCUAUCACUCGGAGUUUAAGUUCCAGUCUCUGAUUGGAAUAGGGAGAGUGGAUUUCCAGAAUGUUGCUGAUCGUUUUCUCCAUCUCCCUAUGUUUUCCAUGGGCCUAUGCUGACUCUAAUUCACUGACGGUGCUGUACAUGGCAGUCUCUGGCAUUGAUGACUUUCCUGACGUGACGAACAUUGCAAUUGUGAAAGGAAUUCAACUUAAUUAUCACGAUACAAAGAUCCGGCGAAUGAUUCCCAGGCAGAAGUUCAUGGAAGACUCUUUCGGUAUAGAAACUUGGAAUGUUGUCACCGAUAUCGCAAAUUCACAUUCAACUAUAGCAAAGGAGAAUCUCCAUACAAUAAUGAAGGGGAUGAACCAGACCUCUGGAAUUCACCUGUUUCAAUGGAUAAGUUGUGCUGAAAUAACUGAAGAUGGCUCCGUUAAGAUAUCAAUGCGUUUUGGGUAUGACGGAAGAGACUAUAUUAGUUUAGAGCCAGAGAGAAUGAGAUGGAUUGCAACCAACCACCGUGCAGUAAUGACAACUGAGAAGUGGAAUUCUGAUGCAUCCUGGACCAAGUAUUGGAAAACCCAUCUGGAAGAAGUAUUUCUGGAGCAAUUGCUGUUGGAUUUGGAGGUUGGAAAACAAUAUUUCGAAAGGAAAGUUGAGCCUGAAGUGUUCAUCUCCAGGAGUGAACUCCGUCAUCAGGACAAGUCUUUCACUCUCUCCUGCCUGGUCACUGGAUUUUACCCAGUAGAAAUCGUGGUGACCUGGCUAAGGAAUGGAGAGGUCAUGUCUGAGACACAAUCCUCAGGGGUUCGGCCGAACCAUGAUGGGACCCAUCAGAUCCAGAAAGAGAUUGAAAUCAGUGCUGGGGAUGAGGAUCAAUAUUCCUGUCAAAUUGAACACAGCAGCCUGGCAGAGGCCAAGCUCUAUCAGUGGGAAACAGUGGAGGAUCAAAGCAGAAGCUCCACUGCAAGAAUUAUAACGUUGUCGGUUGUUGCUGCAUUGGUGAUUAUCGGGAUAAUUGCAGUAAUCAGAUGGAAAAGGCUGCGGUGAGAUUUGCCAAGGGUGACUUAAACAACAGCUUGCAGUAAGUGUCUGAAGCUUCUGAUGUCGCUGUUCUAGCUCCUUCAUGACUCAGUAAGUGACGUGUUGAUCUUCCAACCCAUCUGCUACUCCAUGGUUAGAUCUCUGGUUUGAUCAUUACCUGGGAUUGUGCUUCCAUUGAUUGAACAAGGGAUUCCAGUUCCUGCAAUUUGGGAUCCUGAUGUUUCAAACCAGACUUUGCUGCUGCUGCUCAAUGCAAAUGUUGCUUUGCAAUGUGAACAGCUUCACAAUUGGACAUCUCUUCAGAGCUGAUUUUUGCUCUCAUAAUUUCGAAUCUUGAACAAUGCAUUUCCAAAUACCGAGGUACAGCUUGCUUUGUUUCAGAGAUACUUUUAAACAGACUUCACAACACUUUUUUAGUUGACCCCAAAAUGCUCCAGAAAGACCAUUUGUUCAGAUACUCGAACCACGUGAGCUGACCAGACUAUUCUCGCCCUAACUCGUGACAAGAACAUCUGCAACUGGAAGCUCAGUUUUUUUUUGAUUGGCUUUGACUUUGUGUCAGGGUUCUCUUUUUUAAUCAUCUGAUCUUCAUUCCUGCUCUGAGGAAGCUCAGUUGAAUGUCAUUUUAAUUUUUAAUAUGACUCCAGUAUGUUUGCAUUUCACACAUGUAAAUUGAUGGAUAGAGAUGGAUGUGUACACACAUGCAGAAAAUGUUGGAUAAAUAAAUGUACACACAUGCUCACA
Rhincodon typus (whale shark) is the source of this 2118-nucleotide messenger RNA. RefSeq names its product class I histocompatibility antigen, F10 alpha chain-like. NCBI's taxonomy places the organism in Eukaryota, Metazoa, Chordata, Chondrichthyes, Orectolobiformes, Rhincodontidae. Gene Ontology annotation, biological process: immune response. Gene Ontology annotation, cellular component: external side of plasma membrane. The record is from RefSeq and is a predicted model, not a curated record. Bases 397 to 1380 code for a protein of 327 amino acids. The transcript is spliced from 9 exons.